Molecule: messenger RNA, 1024 nt
Organism: Neltuma alba
Lineage: Eukaryota; Viridiplantae; Streptophyta; Magnoliopsida; Fabales; Fabaceae
Exons: 4
Coding region: 334-732 (132 amino acids)
Source: RefSeq, a predicted model, not a curated record
CUUGCCGACUCACUCGCCGAUGACUCUACUGCUCGACGCCUCGAGGCUCGAGCGUUGCUUUCACGCAGAUCGGUUUCAUAAAUUCUUCGGACAUCUGUGACACCGGCGAACACGUUGCUCCUUUAUCUCUCGGAGCUUCGCUUUGGAAAAAACGAGACAAAGGGGAGCCGCGGCCAAGUUAUAUUUGUGGCGGACAACUUUGGACUUCUCUUCUGUAGUUUUUGCAUUUCUUCAGAGAAAGAGGAAAGAGAGUAAUUAGUUUCAUGUUCGGCGAUAUUUGCAUUUUCGGAAGUUCCUGUGGUGGGUUUUAGCUAUAUCAAGAACCUGGAUAAAAUGAUGCGUGAUAAGAACGAGAACACUUGUAUGGAGGAUGUGUCAGCCGAAACAUCUCAUUCUGAAUCUGAUAAGAAAGAAGCCAUGAAAAAUACUAAUUCAGGAAAUGUGGAGGCAAAGGGAGCUGAUCAGAAAGACGGAGAAAAGGGGGCAGAAGGGAGAACUUCUGAAGAGCUUGAUGCAGCUGCCGAAGUUAACAUGGAGGCGUCCAUUACACCUGAUGAUGUUAUAAGGGCUGGGGGAUUUGGUGCUAGAGAUGAUAUCAGUAGCUUCCUGCCUGUUGCAAGUGAUUCUACCGACUUUGAAGCUUCAAUUCGCGAUGCACGAGAUUAUGAAGAACCCCAGGGGAAUAUAAGUAGACCAGGCCUCGGUUGGAUUGAAUCAACAAAGGGAAAAUAAUCGUUCUUUCGCUGUUGUUUGCACAAGGGUUUCUAACUUUUUGUUGUUUUUAACCUUGUCCUAAUUUGUACGCGUUUUAGUUAAACCUUGUCCAUGUUAGGAUAUUCUAGCUAGUAUAUUAGCUUGUGCUUGGUUUGACUUAUGGAGUUGAGUCGUUGAGAUGCUGGAUUCUAACACUGUUUUCCCCCUUUUCCCCUUUUGCGGAACCACGGCAACUUUUCCCUCCAUUCUCACGUUUCAUGUAAAACAUCACAUAUUUUUCUCCUCUAAAAUAUUGCAAAUUUGUAUCAUC